AUGGCCAUUAUGUUGAAUUCGACAAUCACUGGACGCCCGCAACGCACUUGUCAAUUUAAAGGUGAUGAUUACAUCUUCAGCUUAUUAACUGGGCAUCCAGAAACAAUGAUGGACAUUAUGCGCAUGGAUGCACAAACAUUCAUUCUAUUAAAAGAUACCUUACUUCAAAAUGGCUUUAUCGAAAUUGAACAUAUGCAUAUCAGUGUGGAAGAAUCGCUUGCCAUUUUUUUGUACACUUUUGCACAAAAUGACCGACAUAGACUACUAGCCGAUAGAUUUCAACACUCCACUGAAACAAUUUGUCGGCAUAUCAAAAUCAUUAUGCGGGCACUCUGUAAGCUUGCAACAACGGUUAUCAAACCACAUAAUGAAGAUGAAAUUUCGGCAAAAAUUUUAAACGAUAGGAGGUUUUUUCCUUGGUUCAAGGAUUGUAUCGGUGCUAUCGAUGGGACUUUGGUGGAUGCGUGGGUCCCUGCUGCAAGACAGAAUACAUUCCGUGGUCGCAAAGCUACGGUAGCGCAAAAUGUACUAGCAGCUUGCGACUUCGACAUGUUUUUCAUAUUUAUCAAUUCUCGAUGGGAAGGUAGCGCCCACAACGACGCAAUUUUGGUUGACUUAAUCACAAGAGCUGAUCUACAUUUCUCACACCCUCCCCAUGGCAAGUAUUAUUUAGUUGAUGCCGGCUUCACGAACAUGCCUGGAUUUCUUGCCCCAUAUCGUUCCCAACAAUAUCACUUGCAAGAGUUUCAUGGCCGUGAUUAUUUUGGUCCCAAGGAAUUGUUUAAUCAUCGACAUUCGUCAUUACAGAAUGUCAUAGAAAGAACAUUUAGUGUUCUGAAGAAGCGCUUUCCAAUAUUGCGGUCCAUGCCAAAUUACAAGUCAACAAGACAAGGACCCCUAGUGAUUGCAUGUUGUGUAGUACAUAAUUGGAUCCAUUUGCAUUCAGCGAUGGACCCAUUGUUCAUGGAAGUUGACAAUGAAAUGGCGGCUAAAGCAACUGCAGAAGGGUUUCUUGGCGGCGAAGCAAAUUAUGUUGAUAUGUCACAACAUGGGUUGACGUACCAAUCAAACUUCAGGGAUGCACUUGCUAUUGCUAUGUGGCAAAAUCAUGUUAGCCAUGGGUAG
Messenger RNA from Camellia sinensis, 1125 nucleotides. NCBI's taxonomy places the organism in Eukaryota, Viridiplantae, Streptophyta, Magnoliopsida, Ericales, Theaceae. The record is from RefSeq and is a predicted model, not a curated record.